Prorocentrum cordatum is the source of this 255-nucleotide messenger RNA. NCBI's taxonomy places the organism in Eukaryota, Dinophyceae, Prorocentrales, Prorocentraceae. The record is from the annotation of a GenBank genome assembly.
GCCCUCGCAGAGGGCCUGUGCAACGGCUGGGCGCGUCGGCAGCACCGAGCGGGGCGCCGAGGGGAGGCGCCUGAGAAGGGCGGGACCGCGCGCAGACCCUGGGCGGAGACCCCUUUGCCGAGGUGGCCCCGGAGCGCGCUCGCGCGGCGCUGGGGCGUUGACCUCAGCGUCGCGCUGCGUCUGGCCGCGGCGAGGCAGCUGCAGACCUCCCUCGGUCGCAGCCGCGCCGAGGACGCCGCGGCCCGCUUGGCCCAG